This is a messenger RNA of Oxyura jamaicensis (ruddy duck), 6237 nucleotides long. RefSeq names its product solute carrier family 12 member 5 (gene SLC12A5). Gene Ontology annotation, cellular component: membrane. Lineage: Eukaryota; Metazoa; Chordata; Aves; Anseriformes; Anatidae. Gene Ontology annotation, molecular function: potassium:chloride symporter activity. Gene Ontology annotation, biological process: chemical synaptic transmission; potassium ion homeostasis; chloride transmembrane transport. The record is from RefSeq and is a predicted model, not a curated record.
AUGCGGGUCGGCAUCACCUGCAGCGCUGGCGUGAGCCCAGAUGGUCAGGGCCACGCAGCUCUGGGGCCGGCAGCUCCUCCAGGGGCCGUGCUGGGACUGGGCACCACCGGCUCACCCCCACAUUCUGUCUUUGCAGGCGAUGGCAAUCCAAAGGAGAGCAGUCCCUUCAUCAACAGCACAGACCUGGAGAAGGGCAAAGAAUACGAUGGCAAGAACAUGGCCCUCUUCGAGGAGGAGAUGGACACCAGCCCGAUGGUCUCGUCCCUGCUGAGUGGGCUGGCCAACUACACCAACCUGCCACAGGGCAGCCGGGAGCACGAGGAGGCUGAGAACAAUGACGGGGGCAAGAAGAAGCCAGUUCAGGCUCCACGGAUGGGCACCUUCAUGGGCGUCUACCUGCCCUGUCUCCAGAACAUCUUCGGGGUCAUCCUGUUCCUGCGCCUCACCUGGGUGGUGGGGAUCGCCGGCAUCAUGGAGUCCUUCUGCAUGGUCUUCCUCUGCUGCUCCUGCACGAUGCUGACAGCCAUUUCCAUGAGUGCGAUUGCCACCAACGGCGUGGUGCCAGCGGGCGGCUCCUAUUACAUGAUCUCACGCUCCCUGGGCCCUGAGUUUGGUGGGGCUGUGGGGCUCUGUUUCUACUUGGGCACCACCUUUGCCGGCGCCAUGUACAUCCUAGGCACCAUUGAAAUCCUUCUGGCCUACAUCUUCCCGCCCAUGGCUAUCUUCAAGGCAGAGGAUGCCAGCGGGGAGGCGGCGGCGAUGCUCAACAACAUGCGCGUCUAUGGCACCUGCGUCCUGACCUGCAUGGCCACCGUGGUGUUUGUGGGUGUCAAGUACGUCAACAAGUUUGCCCUGGUCUUCCUGGGCUGCGUCAUCCUCUCCAUCCUUGCCAUCUAUGCCGGUGUCAUCAAGUCAGCCUUCGACCCACCGAGCUUCCCGAUCUGCCUGCUGGGCAACAGGACCCUCUCGCGCCACGGAUUCGACCUCUGCACCAAGGUGGUGGUGGAGGGCAACGAGACGGUGGGCUCCAAGCUCUGGGAGCUCUUCUGCACCUCCCGCUUUCUCAACGCCACCUGCGACGAGUAUUUCACCAUGAACAACGUGACCGAGAUUGAGGGCAUCCCCGGUGCUGCCAGCGGCCUCAUCCAGGAGAACCUCUGGAGCUCCUACCUGACCAAGGGAGUGAUCGUGGAGAAGCGGGGGCUGCCCUCCGUGAGCCCCCCUGACACGCCAGUGGACAUGGACCAGCCCUACGUCUUCAGCGACAUGACCUCCUACUUCACCCUGCUCGUGGGCAUCUACUUCCCCUCGGUCACAGGCAUCAUGGCUGGCUCCAACCGCUCUGGGGACCUGCGGGACGCACAGAAGUCCAUCCCCACGGGCACCAUCCUGGCCAUCGCCACCACCUCUGCGGUCUACAUCAGCUCCGUCGUGCUCUUUGGGGCGUGCAUCGAAGGUGUCGUCCUGCGCGACAAGUUUGGUGAAGCUGUCAAUGGGAACCUGGUGGUUGGCACCCUGGCAUGGCCGUCCCCAUGGGUCAUUGUCAUCGGCUCCUUCUUCUCCACGUGUGGGGCUGGGCUGCAGAGCCUCACCGGAGCCCCGCGCCUCCUGCAAGCCAUCUCCAGGGAUGGGAUUGUGCCCUUCCUCAGGGUCUUCGGCCAUGGCAAAGCCAAUGGGGAGCCCACAUGGGCUCUGCUGCUCACCGCCUGCAUCUGUGAGAUCGGGAUCCUGAUCGCUUCCCUGGACGAGGUGGCUCCUAUCCUGUCCAUGUUCUUCCUCAUGUGCUACAUGUUCGUCAACCUGGCCUGUGCGGUGCAGACGCUGCUGCGGACACCCAACUGGCGGCCACGCUUCCGCUACUACCACUGGACCCUCUCUUUCCUGGGCAUGAGCCUGUGCCUGGCGCUGAUGUUCAUCUGCUCCUGGUACUACGCGCUGGUCGCCAUGCUGAUCGCCGGCCUCAUUUACAAAUACAUCGAGUACCGCGGGGCGGAGAAGGAGUGGGGUGACGGGAUCCGGGGGCUGUCACUGAGUGCCGCCCGCUACGCCCUGCUGCGGCUGGAGGAAGGCCCCCCCCACACCAAGAACUGGAGGCCCCAGCUGCUGGUUCUGGUCCGUGUGGAUCAGGAGCAGAACGUGGUGCACCCACAGCUCCUGUCCUUCACUUCACAGCUCAAAGCAGGCAAGGGCCUCACCAUUGUGGCCUCUGUGCUGGAAGGGACCUUCCUGGACAACCACCCGCAGGCGCAGAGAGCGGAGGAGUCCAUCCGCCGCCUGAUGGAAGCGGAGAAGGUGAAGGGCUUCUGCCAAGUGGUGAUCUCCUCCAACCUGCGGGACGGCAUGUCGCACCUCAUCCAGUCCAGCGGGCUGGGUGGGCUGCAGCACAACACGGUGCUGGUGGGCUGGCCCCGCAGCUGGCGCCAGAAGGAGGACCACCAGACCUGGAGGAACUUCAUCGAGCUGGUGCGAGAGACCACGGCUGGGCACCUGGCUUUGCUGGUGGCCAAGAACGUUGCCAUGUUCCCGGGCAACCAGGAGCGCUUCUCGGAGGGCCACAUCGACGUCUGGUGGAUUGUCCAUGACGGGGGGAUGCUCAUGCUGCUGCCCUUCCUCCUGCGGCACCACAAGGUCUGGCGCAAGUGCAAGAUGCGUAUCUUCACGGUGGCACAGAUGGAUGACAACAGCAUCCAGAUGAAGAAGGACCUGACGACAUUCCUGUACCACCUGCGCAUCACAGCAGAGGUGGAGGUGGUGGAGAUGCAUGAGAGCGACAUCUCGGCCUACACCUAUGAGAAGACGCUGGUGAUGGAGCAGCGCUCCCAGAUCCUCAAGCAAAUGCACCUCACCAAGAACGAGCGGGAGCGGGAGAUCCAGAGCAUCACGGAUGAGUCUCGUGGCUCUAUCCGGCGCAAGAACCCAGCCAACACACGCCUGCGCCUCAGUGUCCCUGAGGAACAGGUGGGCGAUGGAGAGGAGAAGCCAGAGGAGGAGGUCCAGCUCAUCCACGACAAAAACGCCACCACCUUCUCCAGCAGCUCCCAGUCCCCUGCCGAUGAGGCGGAGACGGCCCCUGAGAAGGUGCAUCUCACCUGGACCAAGGAGAAGACCGUGGCUGAGAAGAACAAGAGCAAGAGCCCCGUCAGCCCUGAGGGCAUCAAGGACUUCUUCAAUAUGAAGCCGGAGUGGGAGAACCUGAACCAGUCCAAUGUGAGGAGGAUGCACACAGCCGUGAAGCUCAAUGAAGUGAUCGUGAAAAAGUCCCAGGAUGCCAAACUGGUCCUGCUGAACAUGCCGGGGCCGCCCCGCAACCGGAAAGGAGAUGAAAAUUACAUGGAGUUUCUGGAGGUGCUGACGGAGCACCUGGACCGAGUGCUUCUGGUGCGUGGUGGGGGCCGGGAGGUCAUCACCAUCUACUCCUGAAAUACCGCGCAAGAGAGGUUUGUCCACACCCCAAGAGCCCCGCCACCCCCUGCACCGCGCUCCUGGAGGGGAGGAGGGAAGGCCUGAUGGCAGCCGGUGCACAAAAACUUCACCUGGCUUUAGCCGUGCCCCUGAUCUCUCCAUUCGAACUGCAGCACCAGAUCUUCCGGGAGCAUCCAGCACCAGAGCAGCUGUUCCUCAUUGCAACGUCACAGCACUGCUGUCCUUGUUUAUAUAUAAAUAUAUACAGUGUACCGCGGACUGAGCACCGGAGCCCAGCGCUGCCGCCACCGCCGGCCCCAGCAGGGCCAGCCCCUGCUGCCAGCCCCACGCUGCUCCUCGCAGCCCCCCCAGCCAGGCAGGAGGGCAGCUGUGCCGAGAUGGGCUCCCGGGCCCUGCUGUGCUGCUACCCCCCUGCGGAGCUUGGCUGGAUGUGCCUGUGCCCUGUGACUGCCCGAUGCCCGACGCUCACGCCCUGCCUCUCUGUGGAGGUGCUGGGAGAAGAGAGAGGCCACCAGCAUGCUUUCCUCGCCGGAUGCUCCUCUCCCCACCUCUGGCAGUGCCCGCUGGCCCCGGGAGGGCCGGGGCCCCUGACUGUGCUGGGCCUGGGGAGCCCCAACUGCCGCUGCCCGUCUGGAGGCCUAGGGCCAUGCUCACCGAGAGGCACUCGAGAUGGUUUGGAGAGGGGCAGAGGGUGGGGGGCAGCCGAGGGGGUCGGGAUGCUGGAGAGCAGCAAUCCCACUGCAGCAGGAGCUCUGGCCUGGGGUGGGUGGCGAUGAUCCUUGUCCCCCUCCCUGCUGACCCCGGCUCCGUCUGCCCUGGCUCUUGUGCUGUUGUCACUGCUUGGAGCCACAGUGUCUGCAGUGGAGCAGAUGCUCCACCGUGCCCAGCGUCAGUUGGAGCCACUUGGGACUGCGGGGGUGCCACCAACCCCAGGCACCUGUGCCUGCUCGUGGCCUGAGCGCAGAACUCGUGCCACACUGGGGUUUCUGGGGGCUGUCUAGACCCCACACUGGCCAGCCCACCAGUCCCCCACGUCCCGCUGCGUCUGCAGGGCUUUACCCUUAGCCACUAUCCCUGGCCCCAGGCACAGGUGCUGCUGUGGGGCUCUAGGAAACUUGGGAUUUGCGGGUAGUUUUUAACAUAUGCAAAGUCAGUUUGACUGGUCUCAGCCCUGCUGCGGUAGCUCUGGCUGGGCCCUGCAGCAUGGAGGUGGUUGUGGGGGCCCUGUGCCCCCUGGCACUCACAGCUGUGCUCCUGCUCCCCAGCACCAUGCUGGUGCUGGGGCAGUGCCAUGGGCAGAACCCAGAGCCCCUGGAGCCACUGGCCAGGGUGGCGUGGUCCGCAGCCCGUCCCCUCCCACCACAGCCCUGCAGCAGGCAGCAGGACGCGGCGGGACAGUGUGGUGCGCCCCUCAAACAUGUCCUACCUUCGACAGCAGCUGCAGAGCCACCCCCGUCCCCCACAGCAUCUCUCAUGCCAGAGAAACUGAGGAGCUUUUAACAAAUGUGAACGGUUCCAGGAACCACGCAGGAAGCGGUGCCAGGGGCAGCCAUGGCAUGCCGUCAUCCGGCCCUGGCCCCAUGUACAUAGUGUACAUAAUACAGUACGUGUAUUUUUAAAGUGAUCAUAUUUAUGUUAAUAGAACCAGAUGAAGUCUAUAUAUAGAGAUCUAUAUCUAUACUGAGAGAUGCAGGGCUAUGCUAGCACCAGGCUGUGGGGACGGAGGUGUGUGACAGGCUGCUCCUGCAUGAAAAGGGCGCCCAUCCGCCGGCACCGAGUGCCCUGGGGUGGUGGUGAAGGCUGUCGCCUUCCCAGCCACCAGCAGCCCCUGGGAACGGGCCAGGUUGUGGGUUCAUUCUCUUCUCGAUUUAGCUUCUUAAAAGUUUCAGGGAAAAGAAAUUACAGACUUUUCUGAACUUAUUUCACAGCAGAUUUGAGCUUCCACUCGAAGUGCAGCCUGCUAAGAGUUGCCCUCUCCUGGCAGUGCUGGCUGCUUUGUGUCAGCCUGGCCCUGCACAGCAGCAUGUUGUCCCCUCCACGCGUGGUGGACUGUGAGGGUGACCCGGCCAGAGCUGAGCCCAGCACUGGAGCUCUCCUCCUCCGCCCCCUCCAGAUGGCCCCAACACCUCCCCUCGCCCCGUGGCACCGUGCAGCCCGCAGUGUCCUGGCCGGCAAGGAGGAGCGGGUGCUGUGCUGCGUCCCCCUGGGUGGCUGGGCAGCAGUUAGCACCUGCUCCAGCCCCACAGCCCUGGCAGCCAGCCCUGUGCUCGCCCACCCGUCCUGCGGGCUGGGGCCAGCUGCAGCCCCCAGCUCCAGCCUCCGGGAGGGCGGGCAGGAAGCUCCCUCUGCACAGGAUGACUCUGUCCCCUCUUCCUCUGCAGAGAUUCUCUACUCCUCCAGUUCCAGGCCAAAGCUAUAUGGGGUAUGGGGCUGCUUGGAUAGAAAGAAGUUUUGGUUCAUUUGUGCUUUUUUUUUUUUUUUUUUUUUUUUUUUUUUUUGUUCUUUAAGAGACUACUUGGACACACUCCCAGACCAAAACCAAGCCCCAGCUGCACAUCUGUGCCUGUUUAUACCUUGCUCCUACAUUUCCAUCACUCCCAAAGUGCCUCCCUUCUUUCCAGCAGCAGCCCCAGCCCCAGCCAGGCUUUCUGCCAUGGUAGCUCAGCUAGCUGCACAGAUGCAGCAGGUUGCAUCACAGACUGGUGUGGAAGAUAGUGCCAAGAGACCGGUUCCCUGCUGCCAGGGGAGCCCAGCAUUUACAGAAGAGGAAAGUCAGGCUGGGACGCAGUCUCAGCACAAAGGCUCUGGGCUGAU